Molecule: messenger RNA, 1721 nt
Organism: Cuscuta epithymum
Lineage: Eukaryota; Viridiplantae; Streptophyta; Magnoliopsida; Solanales; Convolvulaceae
Source: the annotation of a GenBank genome assembly
AGCUACCCAAGAAAGAGGAAGAAAAAUCUCUCCAACCCUCCUCCAUUGCUGCAACUCGAGCUCAACCAAGAAGGAUCCAAGAAGUGGGAUUAAAGAAGGAAAAAGGCUAGGAAAAGUGUGUAAAAUUAAGGCAUUUGUAAAGGGUAUUUCAAGUGAUUUCACAAAGUUGGAAAAGUCGCCGGAGUUGUCGCCGGAGUUGACCAAAAGUUGCCGGAGUUUCACCGGAGUUCAACCAAGAAGGGUAGAACUUCAUAACGCUAGUUCAAGGUUACGAGAUGAGUCGCAAAAUGUUCAUGGCCCAAGCCAAGAAGCAGGUUGCAAAGGAGUUGGAGGCUGCCCAGCGAGCCGAGGCGUCCAAGGGUUCUGGCGACGGCUCUAAGAGUAUUGCUGAUGCGGCCAAAAAGCCGGUGGUGAAGAGGAAGAAGGCUGCUGAGGGCCAGCGUACUCUUACUGAGACGGGUCUGGUGCCGGCUGAAGGCGCCAAGAAGACGAAGCCGAACCCUCCCCCCAAUGACGCUGCUUUGGCCGACACGCAGGCAUCGGUCCAAGGGGGAGCUGCUUCUGAUGUGCACAUCAUCGAGGAUCUGACGUUGAACGUCGCCUCGUCCGCCCUAGUUCCUGCUAAGUCCGGGGCUGCUGCAAAGAAGAGUGCCCGUGCUGACCGAGACCUGACCUCCGGUCUUUAUGAGGUGACGGUGCGGUAUCCGCCGAAGGGCGGUUUAUUCAACGAGAAGGUUUCCGGGCACGACGUCCUGUUCCAGGCCAUUCCCGAUGCCGAUAGGGAGUACCUACGUCGGCAGAGCAAGGAUGUGCGUCUCUUUGAUGGUGGAUUGGACUACGUCGUCCAGGGUGCCUUCAUGCUCAUGGAGCAGCAGCGGCGGCAGGACGAGGAGCUUGCUCGCCUUCGCGAAGCUGAGAAGAAAGCCGCCUCUGCUGACGAGGCGCUUUCCCAAUUGGAGCGGCUUCGGACUGAGACUGCCUCCUUGAAGGAAAAAGCUGAUGCGGCUGAGAAGAGAGCCGUUGUUGCUGAGGACGAGGCGAAGAGCCUAAAAAAUCAGCUUGAUGAAGAAGCGGCCGCCCGUCGGCUAGCAGAAGAAAAAGCUGUGAAGCUGGAGGCCGAUGCGGCAGCGGCUGCUGAUAGAGCCAUUGAACUUUUCAUGGCUGAAGGUUGGAAGGACGAGACCCGGCGCGACUGGAGCUUUAAUGUCGUGGCGGAGCGCUUCGAAGCGUGGUCUCAGGAGGAAGCUGGCCGAGCUUGCCUCAAACAGGAAUUUGAAGUCUGGUACGACCUCGGCCAGAGGCGUAUGCAGAUGUUGGUCUACCGCCGUCUUCGCCGGCGUGUGAAAAAUCUGAAGCCCAGGGGUAUCGGCCUUCCCCGGCUGAUGAAGGACCCUGAGGAGGAGUUGAAGCUCCCACUGUCCGAGAGGCAACCCCCCAUUCUGAGCUCGAGCGAGGAGGACGGGCCCUGGACCGAGAGUGACGACUACCUCUUCCGGAGCUCGGCCAAGUCGAAGACCACUGAGGACGUCGAGGACGAUGCCGAUAGUGGAGCCGUUGAAGGCGGCCAGGGACAAGCUGCCUGAUGUUUCCUUAGUUUCUUUUUUCAUUUGUAGUAGUAGUCUCAAUGGCCGAAGCGCCCUCUUUUGUAAUGGCCGAUGCGCCCCAAUCUUGAAUCAUUAAUGAUAACACUUUUUUGUUCUAAAUAUGAAUGUUGUUCCUUG